Cebus imitator (Panamanian white-faced capuchin) is the source of this 3814-nucleotide messenger RNA. RefSeq names its product beta-1,3-glucuronyltransferase 1 (gene B3GAT1). Bases 529 to 1572 code for a protein of 347 amino acids. Gene Ontology annotation, cellular component: Golgi membrane. Gene Ontology annotation, molecular function: galactosylgalactosylxylosylprotein 3-beta-glucuronosyltransferase activity. The record is from RefSeq and is a predicted model, not a curated record. The transcript is spliced from 7 exons. Gene Ontology annotation, biological process: chondroitin sulfate proteoglycan biosynthetic process; carbohydrate metabolic process. Lineage: Eukaryota; Metazoa; Chordata; Mammalia; Primates; Cebidae.
CGGCGGCACCGGCGCAUCCGCCGCCACCGAGGGGACUCUGCGCCGGCCGGGUCGGAUCGACUCCGGCCGCGCGCCUCGUUCGCCCCGCGCCCCUCCAACCCCCGCGCGUGCUCCCCGCGGCGCCCUCCCCGCUCCCCGCCCCCCGCCUCCCUGCCCGCGCCCUCCCUCCCGCGCGCUCCCAGCCUUCGGCCGCCGCCUCGCUGAGCCCAGAACGAGCCGGGCAGGGGCGGCGGGGCCGGGCGGGGCUGCGGGCGGGCGGGCGGGCGCGCGGACCCCGAGGCUAUGAAGUGGCCCCCGGGGGCCCGCAGCCCGAGAGUUCCCGGGGAGGGAGGCGCGCGCGGCCCAGGGCUGCAGCCUAGGGGCGCCAGGGCCGGGGCGUAGGGGCCGCCGCCCGCGAUGGACCGCGCCGGGGAAGCUCCGGACUCGUCGCCGCAGGUGUCCACCCCCCAGAAUUCCUGACCGCCGCCCCUGGACAGUGACCCCUUCUCAGACUCCAGCCGGGCCGGACUCUCCAAACCUGCUUCCGCAAUGGGUAAUGAGGAGCCGUGGGUGCAGCCAGCCUUGGAGAUGCCGAAGAGACGGGACAUCCUAGCGAUCGUCCUCAUCGUGCUGCCCUGGACUCUGCUCAUCACCGUCUGGCACCAGAGCACCCUGGCUCCCCUGCUUGCGGUGCAUAAGGAUGAGAGCAGUGACCCCCGACGCGACGCGCCACCCGGCGCAGACCCCAGGGAGUACUGCAUGUCUGACCGCGACAUCGUGGAGGUGGUGCGCACCGAGUACGUGUACACGCGGCCCCCACCAUGGUCUGACACGCUGCCCACCAUCCACGUGGUGACGCCCACCUACAGCCGCCCGGUGCAGAAGGCCGAGCUGACGCGCAUGGCCAACACGCUGCUGCACGUGCCCAACCUUCACUGGCUGGUGGUGGAGGACGCGCCGCGCAGGACCCCGCUGACCGCGCGCCUGCUGCGUGACACCGGCCUCAACUACACGCACCUGCACGUGGAGACGCCCCGCAACUACAAACUGCGCGGAGACGCCCGCGACCCGCGCAUCCCGCGGGGCACCAUGCAGCGCAACCUGGCCCUGCGCUGGCUGCGCGAGACCUUCCCGCGCAACUCCAGCCAGCCCGGCGUGGUGUACUUUGCCGACGACGACAACACCUACAGCCUGGAGCUCUUCGAAGAGAUGCGCAGCACCAGGAGGGUGUCCGUGUGGCCUGUCGCCUUUGUGGGCGGCCUGCGGUACGAGGCCCCACGGGUGAACGGGGCAGGGAAGGUGGUCGGCUGGAAGACGGUGUUUGACCCCCACCGGCCGUUUGCAAUAGACAUGGCUGGAUUUGCAGUCAACCUGCGGCUCAUUCUACAGCGAAGCCAGGCCUACUUCAAGCUGCGAGGCGUGAAGGGAGGCUACCAGGAAAGCAGCCUCCUUCGAGAACUUGUCACCCUCAAUGACCUAGAGCCCAAGGCAGCCAACUGCACCAAGAUCCUGGUGUGGCACACACGGACAGAGAAGCCAGUGCUGGUGAAUGAGGGCAAGAAGGGCUUCACUGACCCCUCGGUGGAGAUCUGAGCCUCAGGAUGCAGGAGCCUCCUCCUCAGACCCUGUUCUUGGCCUUCCAUCCUCUCCCCAUGGCUGAUGGUCCCUCCAAGGCCGACUCCUAAGGAAUCACCAUCACCCUCCUUUCUAUUCUGGGGGCUUCUGAGAGAGCCCAGCCUGAUGCCAGGACAAAGGACAGAAUUUAAGCACAGAAAUCCCAGACCUAUUGUUCUCUCCAUCCAGCGUGACCAGGGCCCAAGAGACCUGAGGGCCAGGGUGGGGUGUCCAGCGCCAGCCAAGCCGCUGCUCCAGCAAGCCUCCCCAGAGCUCCCCGCACUGCCGGGGCUGCAGGAGCAGGGCAGUGGCACCCACACCAGCUCUGCAGUGAUGCGGGCGGGAGAGAGAUGAGAAGACCCUGCAGUCAAGUGGAGCACGGCUCUCCCUGGCUCCCUGCCCCUGAGCCCAGCACGAACACACAGGGAAUUCUGACGACCAGAGAGCAGGCCAGGGGCAUCACAAACGCGCUGCUCCUCUCCCCAGCCCCUGCUCUUUCCGAGAGCUGCCCGCAAAUCAGACAUACCUCUGUGGCUCUCCUCUGGUUCAUGUUUACAGAGCAUAAGGCUGUCUUUGAUCCCAACAGGCACCCAGCCCUGCAUGGGGGGAGCCUGGGGCCUAAUAGGCACCCCCUGUACCUCAGGCUGUGGCGGGAGCAGAGUCCCCUCCUCUGGCCCCUCUUCCCUCACGCCUUCUCCUCCAGCACUGGCAAGGGGUGGGCUCUAGAGUCAGCACAGGUCACUACCUGACCUGGACUAAGAACCCCACAGCACCUCUGUCCACACACUGCCUCCCUGCCGCCCACCUGGGCUGCUAGGCCCCUCACUUGGACUGGACUGGGGAGGGAAGGCGCCUUUUCCUGCAGCUCUUCAGAGCCACAGACCUCAGGGUGGAGUGAGCCCACGGUGGGCAGUUGGCAAGGCAGUGGGUGGCGGGCAAGGCGGGACCUCCUGCAGCCUGGAAAGAGGAGGCAGGCCAAGGCCAUUCCCUAACUGCAGCUCCCUCCUGCCCCUGGUCUGAAGAGGAGGCCUCUGGAGUAGCAGAGGGAUGGAGGAAAAGGGGACAGGGGCUGCUGGGACACUGAGCACGAGGAGGCCUGAGCACACUGCUUCGGAAAUUACUCCAAACACAAAAAAGGGAAAGAAAAUGUCACUUCCCCUAAGUUGGGAGAAUGCAAAGCUAUCCCGCCUCAUGUCCGGCUGCCCACUUUCCACCCUAGAGAAAGAACAAUGUGCCUCACGCCCUCCCCAGGCCUCCAGGGCCGCUGGAGAGGGCCUGGGCUCCCCCUGGCCCAGCUGGGCUCUCUUAUAGUGGUCUGGCUCAUUCUCCUGCAAGUUGGAAGCACAAUUUUCCUCCCAAGUGGAGGAAAAGGAAAGGGCCCCAGCCUACCGAAGAGGCAUUUAUUCUUUAACUAACAGCCUCCCACUCCACUAAGACUGACCAGGACAGGUCUGAGGGCCAUUCAGAACCCACGUCUCACUGGGCAGGUGAGUGGGGCUCAGUCCAGAGACCUAACAUUCAGAAUACAGCAUUGGCUGCCUAUUUUGAGAUGGAUUUAACCUCCCACAGUGUUCAUGAGACCAUCUGAUGGAAUCAGAUCUCUGAGCCACCUUGCGGGACAUUUUCCCCACCUCCUACACCCUGGAUGCCAUUUUGGAAACCAAGCCCUUGGAGGCAAGUGGGGUGGCAUGUGAGAGAAGGGGGGAGGUUCACAGGGGGUGAACUUAGGUGUGGGCACUGUCCUGCCUUACUCACGGAAGCCAGCCCUGAGUGCCAAGGUCAGCUUGGCUGGUCUGAGGCCACCUUCUUAGCAAAAAACCCAGGUUUCAUUUUCAGGAAAUUGAUAAUGAACAAUAAAAUGGGGGACUUCUUUUGGCAGAUGCUAGGUCAGAUGUUUUCACCUAAUAUCCUCUUUUAGCUGCAUGUAUAUUUAUUUAUAAUUGUAACCCUGGUGGACUGCAGCCUUCAUCUUGGUUGGGAAUGAGUUUGUUACAAAUCAGAAAUGGGUCCAUGAUGACGAUUCUUUUCCAAACCCAGUCUGUUCCCUGUUCCCUUGCUGGCAAGCCCCACCACAAAGGAGUGAGGCCAGGGGCUAGGAAUUCCAAGAACAGAGGCUGGGGUAAGGGUGGCACCCAGGCAGCUGCAUCUGGUCUGUUUUAAUUUAACUGUAUUUAAUUUGCUUUCAAAAUUAAAAGUCAAAUACAGUUUUUAACAGUCCUAA